AUGGGUCGCCCUCAAGUUUUCUUCGACAUUGCUGCUGGUGGAAAGCCCGUCGGCCGCAUAACCAUGGAGCUCUACAAUGACGUCGUGCCGAGGACCGCCGAGAACUUCCGCGCGCUCUGCACCGGCGAGAAAGGACUGGCCAGCAAAUCCGGAAAGCCACUUCACUUCAAGGGUUGCAAGUUCCAUCGCGUUAUCCCACAAUUCAUGCUUCAGGGCGGAGAUUUCACUCACGGAGAUGGCACUGGAGGCGAGUCGAUCUACGGAGAGAAAUUCGCUGACGAGAACUUCAAGGAGCGUCACACUGGGCCUGGUGUUCUUUCAAUGGCUAAUGCCGGCCCCAACACCAACGGCUCUCAAUUCUUCAUCUGCACCGUGAAAACUGCUUGGCUCGAUGGAAAGCAUGUCGUAUUCGGACGCGUCGUUGAAGGGCUUGAUGUUGUCAAGACCGUCGAAUCGUAUGGCUCGCAAAGUGGGAAGACUUCGGCGGUGGUGACCAUUUCGGAUUGUGGACAGCUC
This is a messenger RNA of Mesorhabditis belari, 516 nucleotides long. The record is from the annotation of a GenBank genome assembly. NCBI's taxonomy places the organism in Eukaryota, Metazoa, Nematoda, Chromadorea, Rhabditida, Rhabditidae.